Messenger RNA from Mycena indigotica, 237 nucleotides. Its product is annotated as Carboxymuconolactone decarboxylase. The record is from RefSeq and is a predicted model, not a curated record. Gene Ontology annotation, molecular function: ubiquitin protein ligase activity. Gene Ontology annotation, biological process: negative regulation of gene expression via chromosomal CpG island methylation; protein ubiquitination. The transcript is spliced from 3 exons. Lineage: Eukaryota; Fungi; Basidiomycota; Agaricomycetes; Agaricales; Mycenaceae. Bases 1 to 237 code for a protein of 78 amino acids.
AUGUCCACAUACGGUCACAUCUCCGGCAUCCCCAUCGGGGCAACCUUCUCCAACCGCGCUGCCCUGCGCGAGGCCGGCCUGCACGCGCCGUUGUAUGCGGGCAUCUCUCCCAACGUCGAGUUUGGUGCACUCUCCAUCGUCUUGAACGGCGGGUACGAGGACGACGAAGACUGGGGUGAUGUGAUUGUCUAUACCGGCCAAGGCAGCAUUCCGCAGCUCAGUAGGGGCAUAGACUGA